Molecule: messenger RNA, 5206 nt
Organism: Xiphias gladius (swordfish)
Lineage: Eukaryota; Metazoa; Chordata; Actinopteri; Istiophoriformes; Xiphiidae
Product: growth/differentiation factor 8-like
Exons: 3
Coding region: 1286-2365 (359 amino acids)
Biological process (GO): SMAD protein signal transduction
Cellular component (GO): extracellular region
Molecular function (GO): cytokine activity; growth factor activity
Source: RefSeq, a predicted model, not a curated record
UGGAGAGCAACACACCUCACGACCUAAGUCUCGGACUCUGCCGCGGCCUCAUGGCUCCUCGUUCCGGCAUUUUUCCUACCGGAGUGUGACUCCGGCUUCGUUCGCUACCUUUAUCUGAAGAGCGAUUAACACUGAUCUGAAAAACAUCGACAGGAAGUCCAGACAAACACGGAGAAGUGAUAUAUGCUUGUCCGCUGGCAACUUAAAAUAAACUCGCUCUCAGUUGUGAGAGUUUCGUCAAAUAUUCGUCGCUGUCAAAGAGACGAGGCACAUUCUGAAAUCAGCAGGAGACUUGAGAUCAGUAGAAGCAGUGGUCACCGAGUAAACCUGCCGCUUGAGGCGGAAAAUCUUAAAGUGGCAGAAAUUUUUCAUGGAGUUUGGUGCGAACAGCACGAUAAGUCGGGGGGGGGGGGGGCGCUUACGUUGAGGAUCAAACAGGUUUUAUCCGUUUCUCUGAUUAAAAACGUAAAAACAUUUAAGAACCUGCUAAAUGUCUUUUACAUUGUGUUCUGGCAAAAAAUAAAAUAAAGUUAAAGUUAGCGGAUGAAUGUUGAGGGAAAAGAAAAGUGGGUCACUUCUGUUUGGAGAAGCUGUCCCCAGGUCAGCAUGUGACGGUGCCUUCAGAGUCACUGCAAGAGGGUGGGAGUUUGUGCACUUCUCAGGGCGGACGCAGGGCUGCCCUCCGGUGGCAACGUCGAUGACGGCGAAUCCAAAAGGACGUUUCUGUUCUUUAGAGUCGUGAAGCGGUGAGAUGGAGAGAAGUAAAACAGAAAUAAAGUUGACACUUGCGGUGUGAAGGAAACACCCGUGCUCUGUAUUUUAUUGCCUCGAACUUUUCACCAUGGAAACAAAAGCCCUCUUGGCAUUUUUUGGACCCUCUGGCAUCUUCUCUCUCUGGGCGCUGUUCACCUUUACAGUUUAAGUAAAUAAAUGGCGAAAGCCCCACGAAAACUGCGUGACUCCACAGUGUAUCCAGAUGAACCAACCACACCCCACCUGCCCAAGUGUCCUCGAGCAAGGGCACCUGCUUUUAACUAAAGUUUUUUUAAGGAAUUAAAUCAGCCGCAAAAUGUGGAGUACGUCCUUGCAGAUGGGGGAAACCCAGGUCUUUAAUCAAGCUCCGUUCAAAGGGGGACAAUAUUGAUCACAAAAUCUUGCUACCUCUUUAAAUCUCCUCUCUGAUUAAAAAAAGAUCCUCCUUGCAGCCAAUCAUAAAGUCCUGAGGUCCGGGGACAGACUCAUAUCAGCCAGCGUCACUGCUCCGACCUCCUCGUCUCUCUCCAGGAUGCUCCUCUUGUUCUGUCUGACCGUCUUCCUCUCCGCGGGCUCUUCCAUGGAGACGAACCAGACCUCCAAGCUGCUGGCGGAGAGCGGCGAGCAGUGCUCGGCCUGCGACUUCCGGGAGCACAGCAAGCAGAUGAGGCUCCACAGCAUCAAGUCCCAGAUCCUCAGCAUCCUGCGGCUCGAGCAGGCUCCCAACAUCAGCCGGGACAUGAUCCGCCAGCUGCUCCCCAAGGCGCCUCCUCUGACGCAGCUCCUGGACCAGUACGACCCGCGGGUGGAGGACGAGGACCACGCCACCACGGAGACCAUCAUCACUAUGGCCACCAAGCCCAAUCCGAUUGCCCAGGACGAGUUGUCCUCCUGUUGUAUGUUCAGCCUCAGUCCAAAGAUCCAGCCCAAAAACAUCCUGAGUGCUCAGCUUUGGGUUCACCUGCGGCCGGCCGACAUGGUCACCACCGUCUUCCUGCAGAUCACCCACCUCAAACCUGGAAAGGAGGGAAACAACACCCGGGUCCGAGUCCGCUCCCUGAAGAUCGACACCGACGCCGGCGCCGGCUCCUGGCAAAGCAUCGACAUCAAGUCUCUGCUGCAGGCCUGGCUGCGUCAACCGGACACCAACUACGGCAUCGAGAUCAACGCCUACGACUCCAAAGGAGAAGAUCUGGCUGUCACCUCCGCUGAGCCCGGAGAGGAAGGACUGCAACCUUUCAUCGAAGUGAAGAUCCUCGACAGCCCCAAGAGAUCCCGUCGCGACUCGGGCCUCAACUGCGAUGAGGAAUCUGCGGAGACGCGCUGCUGCCGCUACCCACUGACCGUCGACUUCGAGGAGUUCGGCUGGGACUGGAUCAUCGCGCCCAAACGCUACCGGGCCAACUACUGCUCGGGGGAGUGCGAGUUCAUGCACCUGCAGCAGUACCCGCACGCACACCUGGUGAACAAGGCCAACCCACGGGGAACCGCGGGGCCGUGCUGCACGCCCACCAAGAUGUCGCCCAUCAACAUGCUCUACUUCAACCGCAAGGAGCAGAUCAUCUACGGAAAGAUCCCGUCCAUGGUGGUCGACCACUGCGGCUGCUCCUGAGGAAACCCAGGUGUCCUGCGGGACUCAGGGUCGAUCCCAGAAGCUCGAUUUCCGGCGAAAGCGACGCAAACAUUUUAAAUAUUGCAAAAAAAACAAAUUUAGACCCAGUAGUUGCGAGAAAGAAGCCAAUAAACAGGUUUUCAAUACGUUGAAAUAUCAUCCACAAGAGAGGUGAAAGGAGUUUCUUCAAGGAAUGGACUCCUAAAUUUAGUCUUUAGUGUCUUUGUGCUUAAACCAAAAAGUAAGAUAUGAAGAUUAAACAUGUUGGAAACAAUACAUGUCAUUCUGAGGGACUGACCAGAGGUCAUAAAAGCACUUCAGAGAUCACAGCAAUUCUUAACCAAAUGUUGGAAAUGUAAACAAGUGACGGUAGUUUGGGCUUUGUUAACGUAACUGCCUUGUCAUCAAGUAGUUUUAAAACCCGUGAUGACACAUUUUUGGUCAAAAACAAAGUUUAAGCAAAGCUGUGGUCUGGACAGAUAAACAAUGAGCUGAAACUCACUGUAAAGCUCCCUAAAGCCGAGGGGAGCCGCUGAUUCAGCUGAUAAUUCUCUGUGGGUUCAUCACUACCAGAGACUCCUUUCACGUUGUCAUUUUAUGAUCAAUAACCUAACUGCUUUAAGUUAUUCUUUUUAGUUUCAGGAUUAAGGCUUGGGGCAGUGUAGUAGGAUAUAGGAAAGGAUGGAACUUUUUCCCCCCUUCUCAAGCGUCGCCGUGUUUAGUUUUGCUUUGGAUUUGUUCUGCAAAAUGUGAGGUUCUCAGUGGCUGUCGCCCGGUGGAUAAAUGUUUUAACUUUUUCUAACUUUUUACGUACGCAGACAAAUAUGUUAACAAGGCUGCUCGUGUGCCACUUCUCCUCGUAUACCGGUUGGUAAAAGCGAGUCUAUCACAAGCCCGGUGCUUUCAUUAAUGAACACUGAGACGAGAUAUGAAGAAAACGCAUAAAAGCAUUAUAUUCCGAAAAGCCAUGCUAUGACAUAACAUAAACUUGAAAUUUUAAAAAGCUGUAGAAUUAAAUUUAAAUUAAGCCUGCAUUGCCUGCUCUGAGCACUAAAGCAUUACUGAACUGUUUUGAAAGGAUUUUAGCAAAUUGUUAAAUUUCCAUUCAGCCUUUUUUUAAUUUUUUUUUUUUUUUAAAUUAGCCUUCAACAAGUAAUCACAUGCAAUGGUUUUCCUGAUUCCCAAUGUAAAUUUCGGGCAUUUUCUUGAGCUCGUUAUUUAUCCACCCUCACAUAAAAUAAGACUCAGCCACCAUCUAUCUAUCGUGGACAGACAGACUCCUGCUGCCUCCUGUCCCCGUUUCAUGAAAACGUGUCCCGAUUUGAGCCUUGACCAGAACAAACCCCGCAGGGCGUCUUCCAUGUGCGGCCUUAUUUUAAAAAACAUGAACCGUAUGACUCUGAGCCGACACGUCGCCCCUCUCUGUCCCAACGCUUGUUUGCAAACUCCUCGCUGUGACCGGUUCUCAUGAACGUCACAGUGACAGAGAGAAAGAGAGACAUGCUUUUUAAGGACGUUGUUGCAGGUGUGUUGUUCAGUGCUGCGAUUUUAAUCCGCCGAUUGUAUUUUCUUUGCGAUGGAUUGUGCGAUAUGUUUUGAACACGCGAAGUCAGCCAGUUUGUCGGCGGCGGUUUAACCCUCAGGUGGCUGCGCCGUCUUCCUUUUUAGCAACACGACGACAUGCAGUCAGUUUUUGGAGCCAGAAAAUGCUAAUGUGGGUGACUGGAUGGAGCCGAAUUGUCAACCACUAUAACCAAACCCGUGUACGCCUUUAAGGUCCCUUGUGGAGUUCUCUUGUAAGCAAGCACAGUUUUCUUUAUCCCAUCUUUGAACCCUAGAAGUUUAAUGUACUUGCAGCCUCGCAAAAAAUUUUUAAAGCCAAUUUUCCUGCUUCUUCUUCUCUCCCUUUUUCUGGUGCAUAGCAGAAUUUCUUGGUGUGUUACUGCCAACAAGUCUCUCUCAGCACAAUAGUGUGAAACCGAUUGAUUGCAUUCAGUCCUCCUACACGAUAAUGAUGUGUCUUAUGGCUUGCACGCACCACACAUUUGCAGGAUCGUGUAUUUCUGUGCAAAAUUGGCUUUAAAGUGUAACUUGGCAGCGGACUGAACAGCGGCGUUUCGCUGCCCUCCCUGCUCGUCUCGCCUAGGGUCAGGGUCAUGUGAAACACCUGGACAGUGAUGUCAUGGUGUACGGACACACCCUGGGGUACACGUCUACGUCGCUGCAGCCAGGCGAGAAGUGGAAUCACCGGAGGUCGUCAGACACGAGACCUCAGGGGGCGGGAAGUUAAACGCUGGUACAAACGGAAGCAUUUGUAUUAAAUAUUGUAAAUGCUUCCUUCAAAAUAAAUGAAAUAACAUAAAAUAAUUAGCUGGUAGCACACAAGCUUCAAACCAGAUGAGGAGAUACUCACACUGCUAGUGGUCAAAUAUUAAGGCUCCACAGCCACAGGGAUCCUUUAUAUCCUCUCAUGGACACAGUAAUUUUCACGGUUUUCCUGUUGCAGUCAGAGUGAUCAAGCAUCUAGUGGACAGUAGAAGCAGUGCAGCUGGAGGUACUUCACUUUCCUCAGCAUUCAGCUGCGGCGUUCGGUGCUUGUCAGUCAUGCUGGUGUAUACAUGGUAAAAAAUACCGAACCGAAAACAACUAAUGUGAUCUUUAGAAGCAUUAACACAUUGAUUUUUCACGGCUUCGCUCCAAAACCAGGCCUCUGGACUCAGACUGCCCACGGGAGGAACUUUAACCCCAACCCUCAUUGAGCAAAGAAUCUCAAUAAAAAUCAAAACCAGCCAUCGCUUAGAGGUUGUUUUCUGAUGUUUAAAAAAAAAAAACAAAAACAAA